This is a messenger RNA of Calliphora vicina (urban bluebottle blowfly), 6558 nucleotides long. RefSeq names its product autophagy-related 17 (gene Atg17). Gene Ontology annotation, molecular function: protein kinase binding; molecular adaptor activity. The transcript is spliced from 5 exons. Gene Ontology annotation, cellular component: Atg1/ULK1 kinase complex; phagophore assembly site membrane. NCBI's taxonomy places the organism in Eukaryota, Metazoa, Arthropoda, Insecta, Diptera, Calliphoridae. The coding region runs from base 1529 to 5965 and encodes 1478 amino acids. Gene Ontology annotation, biological process: piecemeal microautophagy of the nucleus; glycophagy; autophagy of peroxisome. The record is from RefSeq and is a predicted model, not a curated record.
UCAGUUUGUGUGUAUUUUUUCAUUACAAUAGUCAUAUUGAACAUAUUAUAAUAUUAAAACAAAGAUAAAAAAGAAACUAGAAGAAAAAAAAUUUCAACCUUUAAGCAAGAGAAGAAAAAAAGAAGAAAUAUUCGAUUUUUUCGUUUGUAAUAUUAAGAAAAUUAUUGCUAAAAUUUCAAAUAACCACAAAUAAAGUGUAAAACGUACAAUUAUUCCAACAAUACGGAACGAAUUUGUUGAAAAUUUAAAAGGGGAAAAAGUGAUUUUUAUAUAAAAAGCAAAACAACGCAAUUAGACAAAGAAAGAAGUUUUUUUUCGUUUGGUUGGUGGAAAAAAAAUGUACAAUAAAGAAAAAAUAUAAUUUGGUUUUAAUUUAUAAAGUAACAAAUAAAGGGAAAAUACACAGAAAAAUAAAAGCAUUAAGAGAAUUUAGAGGAAAUAUAUUUUGGUUUUUUUAACAAAAAAUUCAAGAAAAAGCAACAACGAAACGAUUUUUUAAAGAAAAUUUCGAAAGAAAUUAAAAUUUCUAGUUAAACAAAGAAGGAUAAGGAAAAAGCUUAAUAUAAAUUCUUAAUCCAUAACUAAAGCAACUAAAGUGAUAAUAAAUUAAAAAAAAAAUAAUAAUAUACAUAAAUAUGUACAUAUAAAAAAGUGUUAGUAGUGGAAGACACUGAAAAUAAUACAAAAAAAAAAAGAAAAAACGAACGAAAAAAAUAAUCAAAAUAUUUUGCUGUGUUGUACAACAACAAGAAAAAACUACUUUACAUUUUAUUAUUAUGAGUUUUUCUUUCAUUAGUGUUUCUGUUAUACGACUACGUUUAUAAUCAACUCGCGCUUUGUUGCUGCUGGCUGCGCCGCUAACGUAGACAUUGUUUUUAUACUAUUUUUCCCAUUUCACUUUUUCCUCCACCAUCACAAACACUAAAGUGUUUGUUGUAAUUGAGUUUUUUUUCGUAUUAUUAUUAUUUUGUUUUUGCUUCUUUGUAAUAUUAUUUGUGAGUGUGUGUGUUUGUGUGUAAGCUGUUAAAUGAAAAUUGCAGUAAUUUUACAAUUUUUCUUAUUUUUUCUUUAAAGAAAAUAGAAAAAACCAAAAAAAAAACAUUAAUUAAUCGACAUAAUUAAUUGCUGCUACAAUUAUAACUGCGCUGUUUAAAAAGAUUUGGAAUAUUUUAAACUGUUUAACUGGAGUAUAGAGUUUCGGCUCUCUCCUGAGAGAAAAAGAAAACACCACAUAACUUAUUAAAUGUUGAAAACUGAAUGCUUUAAAUGAAGGGACAGCAAUAUAGCUCUCCUUAUAACCUCUAUAAUAACAAAUACCAAUAAAACAAAUAAAAAAGGAACCCGAAUUAGAAGCAACACUGCCAAUUCAAUUGAAUAAAAUAAACUAAAAUAUUAUUGGUGACUUUGCAAUAGUCAUCGAUCCUUUACUCAGCUAGAAAAAAAAGCCUUAUGAAAGCUGGAAUUAAUUAAUUAUUAGCACAACUUUACCAACUUUCGAUAUAGUAAUACGAACAACACAAACAGCAACAUGUUGUACGUUUUUCACGUCGACGUGGGUCGCAUGUUAAAUUUCGAUAUGACAGUGGCACUGUCCUCUGUUGAAAAUCUCAAGGACACAAUAGAACGUUUGCAUGGCAUACCAGCGACGAAUAUUGUGCUGCUGGUGAGCGGUGGUGAAAUGUUGACACACACCACUCAGGUCUCAUAUUAUUCUGCCGGCACCGAUACAAAUCCCAUUUAUAUGUUUCUGACGGGAGAUGUUAAAUUGCCAUCAUCCUCGGCUUCAGGAGAUUCUGAUUUGGAUUUAAGGGAACAAGUUGAACGGAGCCUCGAGCUGCCGGCUGUUUAUGAAACGGUAGUGAAGAGGGCACAACUUGCCUUGCGCAUGCAUGAUUUGGCGCGAGAUGAGGAUCGCUUGUGUGAGCGUUUGGUACACGAACAGCAUUUGCAGCAGCAGGGUUGGUCGGCGGUGGUAGCUAAUAUGGAGGAUUUGACGGAAGAGUUUCGUUCACGUUUUCGAAAUUUCUGCGAAUCCUUUGACAGACACUUGGAAAGACGCGCUUCCUUUUUGGAACUCUUGCGAAAUUUCUCGGAUGACUUGUGUAAACUUUCUCGCAUACCCAUAUUGCCCGGCCUCAUGCCAUUAGCCGAGGCAGAUUUCCAUGGAUUUGAUGAGUAUCUAGAAAAUGAUGAUGUCUUUUCAAGAUCAACAAAUCAACAACAAUCGGUAUUAAUGGCAGGUGCUAAUGCGGCCGCUGUAAAUGAGGCGGCUGGUGAUGCUGUAGAGGCUGCUGGUGCUGGGGCAUCUGGUUCAGGAGGUGCCGAUAAUUCGGAUGACAAAAGCACCUCUUCUACUUCGACUUCGCCCAAUAAGAAACUGAAAAUGGCCAAUGAAUCGAACGAGGAGCGUACAUCUCAAACCUCACAAACUUCUAUAACUUCAAAUACGGCGCGCAGAUUAAAUUUGCUGCAGUGGAUAACUUCUAAAGAGAACCACAAUGUUUUGAGAACCAUGUCAGAGGAAUGCAUCCAGGGCCUGGCCACCUUCAACGAGGAUGUCUAUGAGAAACUCAAACUGGAGGUUCUAAGCAUAAUAAAAUUGGCUGAACAAAGUGACGUCAAAGAGAUACGUGGUUUGGGAGAACGGCUCUGUAAACUGGAGGAGUUCAAGUAUAAAAUAAAGAGUAUGGUCAAAGAUCAAAGAGAACUCUCGACCGCUUUUCAACAAAAUCAAAAUAGGGCCAUUAAUCUAAGAGAUACCUCGAUAUUGCCCGAUCUAUGUGCCUCGCAUCAAUCUCAGUUGCUGGUGAUGUUACAGAACCACAAAAAGAUACGUGAACAUAGACAUUGCAUAGCCAAAGCCAAGGAUGAGCUGGGUGCUAAUCUUCACGCCCGUCUUAAGCGUAUCGUGUACAUAGAAAAUGCCAUGAGCGAAUUUGACAAUCGUUUGCUCUUCUACCAUCGAUGCUUGAGACGGGCCGAACGCCACAUACACAUCAUCGAUCAAAUACACCAGGCACCCAAUAUGUAUGUGGCUGCAGUUACUGAAGUCAUGCGCCGCAAAAUAUUCUCCACAGAAUUCCGCUUGUGGGCCUCCAAACUGGCGGAAGAUUUCGAUUCUAUACACAGUGAAGAAAUGAAGCGACGUCAACAGUUUAACUGCAAUUUCGAGGGUCACUUUUUAAAUAUUUUAUUCCCCGGCAUGGCGGAUAUGCCGCCAGCUUUUGCUAAUGAAAAUCCCUUAAUAUUCGAUGCUCGUUUACCGAAUAUUUCUAGGUCAGAUAUAGAUGUUCUGACGACUCACUUGCCCGAAAUGACCUCGCAAAUACAUCUGCCCGACAUGGAACCUGUGAUAUACUUUUUCGUCUCCCGUUCGGGUACCCAUCAGCGAGAACGUUUCGAAGAAUUGCUCAAACAGAAACAAAAACGCGCAGCCGAAGAGUUUAAACAAAUUUCGGGAGAAGAUGAACAAUCUUCGUCCUCCCCUACGGCAAUGGUAGUAAGUGGUAAAUUGCCUUUAAAUCCUAGAUUAAGUGAAUUGCGCAAAGACGCUUCUGGGACAGUAGGCGGUGAAGAAUCUGAAACGGAUACCGAAACCGAAUUUGAACAAGUCCCCCCCAAUAGCCAACAAUCGGUAGCAACAUCAACCAGUGAAAAUCUGCAACAGUUUCCUACAAUCACAAAAAGUACCGCCACAGAUCUAUUGAUCACCCAAAGUGCUGCAACAUUGACGGACGAGACUUCGGAAACCCUCAAGAAUGAGGUGACUCACAUGCGUGCUAUGCUGGGAGCCAUGUCGAAAUUGGCCUUGGAAUGCAUACAAUUGGCUCGCAAUAAUUUGCAAACUUUCCGCCAGGAAUCCAUUUCUCAAAAGGAAGAUUUACAAUCUGAUCUGCAGACACUUAAUGACAAAUGGAAUGUUCUGAGAAUGCAAUGUGUGGCCAGAGAGCAAGAACUCAGCCAGCAGCAGACUAACAGAGAACAGGAAAUCAUACAACUUAAAGAAGAAUUAAAGCAACGGGACUACGAGUUAAAUGAACAAAAGGAGUUGAAUUGUGAAAUGUCCACAAUGAAAACAAAUUACGCUUCGUUGGAGGCACAACUCGAAGAGCUGAAAGAUAAAUUGAAAUUUGUGGAGGGAGAAAAAGAACAGGCGGUAUUAGAGGCAAGAGAGAAACUUAUACACGAACAUAAGACCGAAAUAGAGUCGCUAAGACAACGUUUCAAGUUAAUGACUUCCAUGGAACGUUCCCCCUCCGAUCUCAGCCUAGAGACGAGCCCCUUAAAUGACAAUGUCAUAGAUAAACAGCUACACGACACUAUUAUGUCACAACUGCGCAGCGAAUUGGAAGCUGAUAAAGAAAAGGCCAUAACGGCCGCCAUAGAAAUGGAACGCUCGAUAUGGCAAUCGAAAAUAUUCCCCUUAAACUCUGAAUCUGUGAUGGCAAAUGUUGGUAUUCUUAAGGAAAUGCUAGAGGAAAAGGAAAGGCAAUUGGAACAAUUGCGCGAAAAGGAUCUCAUGUUAACGAAGGAAAAUUAUCAGCUAAAAACACGUCUGGAUGCGCUCACCAAUGAGGAGGGCAACAGUUGGCUUAAAGAGAAAAUCGAUUACUUGCAUAGAGACAAGUGUCGUUUGGAGGAAGAACUCCAUAGCGAAAAAUCGAGACGUUUAGAAAUGGAAACCUCAUUUGCAGCUCUAAAGUGCUCCACUUACGAUCAAUCUCCCCUGACACGCUCUAAAUCCGGUGGCUCUAGUCAUAAGUUAAUUGUUUUGGAGUCCUGUACGAAGGGUGAUUUAGUUUUGGUGGUCUGGAGCAUACGUCACGCCCAAUUCAUGGUGGUCCAAGACUCGGCCAGUUUAUAUUUUGUCCAUGGUGAUAGUUUGACUGCUUUGAAUUUACGUUUACCCCCAGCCGGUGAGGAGUCUACCAUACCAAUGCCUUAUUAUGCCAUUGGCCGUGUGGUAGACAAGGAAUAUUGUCAAGCUAGAAAGGAUGAAAACCGUUACCGUGUUAAUAGAGGCUCGAAAUUCUAUCGCAUCAAAUUGGCACCCAUGGUUUCUAGACAGUUCUCAAGACGCGACCGUUUUGAAUCAUUCUCAACUUCUAUAAGUCGUUCGAUAUCGCAAUGUGAGUCUCAUAGUGAAGCUUCGCAGGCUUCAUGCUCAGCCGCUGCAGGAGCUAAUACUGCAGCAUCGGGCACUUCACCAUCUCUAAGUGCCACUACAAAUACUUCGUCCGGCAUAGGUAGUCUGCCCAAGGAUGUAGUAGAUGCCGCUGUUGCAACCACAAUACCCAUGGCUACAUCACCCAUUACAAUAAUAACAACUACAGCCAAUCAGGCAGCAGCUGCCGCACCGAACGCCCUGCUCGCUUUCAAAGAACGCACCAUGAGCAUAACCAGUGUUACCGAAGAAGACGAUGAGCCGGUAUCGCUGCUUAGUGAUCGUUGUCGCUAUAUUAGUGUCAGCGAAGAAGAUGAAAACCUUUUAGCUGCUGGGGCAGAUGUGGCCACCGCAACAGCUACACAAAAUAACAAUUUACAAACUCAACCACAACAUCAACAACAACAAACGACUGUGAUAACAGAGCAGCCAACAGCUACAGCCAGCAAAUUGGAAUUAGAUUUAAUGUUGGCCUCUGCCGAAAUAAAUAACGUAACAGCUGCAGCAGCAACAAACACCACCACCACCACAACCACUCAAGACGAUAGUGAAGCUUUUGUAGCUACCACAGUGUCCACUAGUGUUGGUACACCACAAAUUGUAGUCUCCACACCCUCUACAUCCUACAUGUUAACCCAAACUACAAACACCUCUGCAGCUAUUUUCAUACCCUCUAAUCAGGAAAUGACCGACAAAAGUUCACCCUCAAUACCAACCUCAAUUGGUACGACUAGUGAAGAUUCCGAUGAAUACAGAUCUUUGGAGCCUAAAGACGAUACUGAUUUCCCCAUAUCCGAAUAGUGUUGAAAUCAAUCUAUUAUUAUUACAAUUAAUACUAAUACUAGACCAUUUAGGAAUGGGUAAAGUUUUAUUUUCAUUUAUUUUUCUUUCAUUUUUUUAGUUUUAUAUUUUAUGAUGAUACUAUUAGUAACUACUAUUAUUAUUAUUAUUAAAAUACUAUUAUUACAACUUAACCCUACGACACACACUACGACUACUAAGCUUGACCAAUACAAAGAUACACAGAUAAAUUACAUGCAUGCACAUAAGGAUGGAAUUUAUUGGGCACUUUUUUAGAUUUUAGAUGAGGCUAUCAAGGUCUAUUAUUAGUUUUUGUCAUUUAACAAUCCAUUGCUGAAAAUUUUAGCAAAAACUAAUAACGUUUAUAUUUGAAUAGCUCUAAACGUUAUUGAAUUUUUAGAUGAUUGAGAGCAUCGAAAAUCUUAAAAGUGCAAAAUAAGGGCCAUCCUAAUAUACAUACAUAGAUAUACAAAAAAAUAUAUUUGUUUGUCUCCUAAAUACCAAACAAAAAGCAACAAAAACAUCUAGAAAUCUAGAAAAUUUACUCCCUCUUUGAAUGUUGUGCUGCUAAUCCUUCAAUGUUUUAAUGUAAA